This is a messenger RNA of Necator americanus (New World hookworm), 228 nucleotides long. RefSeq lists its product as uncharacterized. The transcript has 2 exons. The record is from RefSeq and is a predicted model, not a curated record. Lineage: Eukaryota; Metazoa; Nematoda; Chromadorea; Rhabditida; Ancylostomatidae. Bases 1 to 228 code for a protein of 75 amino acids.
AUGUCGUCAGAGUCUCAUUGGUGUCAAGAGGUCUAUGAGAUCAUGGCCACAGUCUCACGAUUUGACCAAGUCACCGUAAUAAGCCAGCAGGUAGUCAUUAUCGAAAUCGACGCAAAGAUGGGACUCGAACAAAAAUCCGAUUUGGUAGGAAAAUGGUAUUAUCCAGCGGAGUGCACGUCGGACAACGAUGACCUUCUUGUCGACUUGCGUGAACAGACGGCUUCAUGA